AUGUCACCAGGAAGAACACCUUCUCAGCAUAAUUCGACGUUAGCGAUCUCACCUUUUAUAACAAAUAGAUACUCCAGAUCAGUUGCACCACCGCCCCAACAACAACAGCAACAACAGCAACAACUAACGCAGCGACAAACACAUUCGAGAACACAAAACAAUGAGAAAGAUGGAGAUCUACUGCCUAACAGUAGUGUGAACCACAGUAGAAUAGAUAACUUUCAAGCUAUUGUAAGCAGUCCUUUAGGUUUGAAAACGAGAGAUCCACCUGCACCUCCAUCUUUGGCCACUCCUUACCAUCAGUUUAAAGGCAAUAAUGAUUCCACUAGAGUAAAGAAUGGAAGUAUGUUUGGGUAUGCAGUUCCUUCCACAGUGAGAAAAGUUAGUAUCCAAGAGAAUGACUACAGGAACACGACGACAAGAAGUAAUAAUAACAAUAACAUUGAUGAUGUUAUGGAUCACAGUGAAUCAAAGGAUGGAGAUCGACUGACUACCACAUUGACCACAACUACUACAGCAGCCACUGCUGCUGAUAUAGAUGUAUCUGAUUUAUCAUCAGUGGAGAGACUACGUUUGUGGAGGCACGAUGCCCUGAUGCAGCAUAUGUAUGAUACUGCAGAAUUUGUUGGAAACAAGAUAUACACGAUAACUAAGGAUCCUAAUGAUGCAUUUUGGCUUGCUCAAGUUUAUUAUUAUAAGGGAUCCUAUAAGAGAACCAUUGAUUUGCUCUCAUUGGACAAUCUUGAUACAACUAGUAUAAUGUGCCGAUACUUAAUCACAUUAUGUCUUUUCAAUUUACAAAAAUAUGAUGAUGCAUUAGAUAUAAUUGGCGAAACUAAUCCUUUUGCUAGUUCCAAUAGUGCAGAUAUGGCUGCUGAUGAGGACUAUGACGAAAACCACGAAUUCCAAAGUGAUGGUGGUAUUAAGAUUGAAUCCUCACUGUGUUUUUUAAGAGGUAAGAUAUAUAGUGCCCAGAAUAAUUUUACGAGAGCUAAAGAAUGUUAUAAAGAAGCAGUACUAAUUGAUGUUAAGAAUUUUGAAGCAUUUCAACAAUUGACAAAUAAGAACUUGUUGACUCCGAAGGAGGAAUGGGAGUUGUUGGAUUGUCUUGAUUUUUCGAGUCUGGAUGAUAAUAAACAAGUUAUUAAACAGCUUUACACAAUUGCAUGUUCUAAUUAUAUUAAUAAAGAUCGGAUAGAGACAUCGAAGCGGAUCCUUUGUGAAGAGUAUACUUUGGAAUCCAAUGUAGAUGUAAUCAAGUGUGAGGUUGAACUUUGUUUCAGCAAUUGUAAAUAUAAUGAAUGUCUAGAUUAUUGUGAAAGGUAUUUAGCUAAGGAUGAGUUAAACCCAAAGAUCUUGCCGACAUACAUUGCAUGUCUACAGGAACUUGGAGCAACAAAUAAACUAUUUUUGGUUUCGCAUAAGCUAGCAGAAAGGAUUCCAAAGGAUGCUAUUACAUGGUAUUCUGUAGCAACUUACUAUAUGUCAUUGAAGAAGAUUGGAGAAGCCCGAAAAUUUUAUUCAAAGAGUUUAAUUAUGGAUCCAUCGUUUGCAGCUGCAUGGUUAGGAUUUGUACAUACCUUUGCUGCAGAAGGAGAACAAGAUCAAGCCCUUGCAGCGUACUCUACAGCUGCAAGGUUUUUCCCUGGAAACCACUUACCGAAUAUGUUCCUUGGGAUGCAAUAUAUGUCACUUAAUAAUUACGCUCUUGCAGAAGAGUAUUUUACAUUAGCAUACGAUAUAUGUUCUCAAGAUCCAUUGUUAUUAAAUGAAAUGGGUGUAUUAUAUUUUAAGAAGGAUGAAUAUGAAAAAUCAAAGAAGUUUUUGAAUAAGGCUAUGGAACAGGUUACCGGUUUGAAUCCAACAGCUAGAACAACAAUAUCAAUCCAGUUAAACUUGGCACAUACUUAUAGAAAAUUAGGUGAUUAUGAAAGGGCUAUUAAAUGUUUCAAAUACGUUCUUGAAGAUUCGGAGAAGGAUGGUGAUAUUUAUUUGACUUUAGGAUUUUUAUAUUUGAAGAUAAAGCAAUUAGAGAAGGCUAUCUCUUACUUACAUAAAGCCUUAGCAUUGAAACCAAAAAAUACAGCAGCACAAGAAUUGUUGUUACACGCUUUAGAAUUAAAUGUUGUUUUAGCGAUAGAUGAUGAUCAUCCAUUAGUAGUGAGUUCAAAGAUUCAAAAUGAGAUUGAUAGAACAGAAAUGUCUCCUCAUGGAGUCCCAACAAUGGAGCAAGCGGCCAACAUUAAAAAGAGACCCUCGAUUCCAUUUCUCGAUUCCGGUAGGACGAUCUCUAAAAGAAGUCGUAGGAAUGACGUAUUAAAGAAUAAGUCACGAACCAAUUCUAAUCAUUUUGAAGAAGAUGAAGCUAUGGAUUUAGAAUAG
Molecule: messenger RNA, 2382 nt
Organism: Maudiozyma saulgeensis
Lineage: Eukaryota; Fungi; Ascomycota; Saccharomycetes; Saccharomycetales; Saccharomycetaceae
Source: the annotation of a GenBank genome assembly